Diceros bicornis minor is the source of this 4878-nucleotide messenger RNA. It is a transcript of the gene ZCCHC24, whose product is annotated as zinc finger CCHC-type containing 24. Bases 41 to 766 code for a protein of 241 amino acids. The transcript has 4 exons. The record is from RefSeq and is a predicted model, not a curated record. Lineage: Eukaryota; Metazoa; Chordata; Mammalia; Perissodactyla; Rhinocerotidae. Gene Ontology annotation, molecular function: zinc ion binding; nucleic acid binding.
GAGCGGGCGGCCGGGGAGGGGCCGGCACCGCCACCGCAAAAUGAGCCUGCUGUCGGCCAUCGACACGAGCGCCGCCUCGGUGUACCAGCCGGCCCAGCUGCUCAACUGGGUCUACCUGUCGCUGCAGGACACGCACCAGGCGAGCGCCUUCGAUGCCUUCCGGCCCGAGCCGCCCGCCGGCGCCGCGCCCCCGGAGCUGGCCUUCGGCAAGGGCCGCCCGGAGCAGCUGGGCUCGCCCCUGCACUCCAGCUAUCUCAACAGCUUUUUCCAGCUGCAGCGCGGAGAGGCGCUGAGCAGCAGCGUGUACAAGAGCGCCUCACCCUACGGCUCCCUCAACAACAUCGCCGACGGCCUCAGCUCCCUCACCGAGCACUUCUCAGACCUGACCCUCAGCUCUGAGACCCGCAAGCCCAGCAAGCGGCCCCCGCCCAACUACCUGUGCCACCUAUGCUUCAACAAAGGACACUACAUCAAGGACUGCCCCCAGGCACGCCCCAAAGGCGAGGGUCUGACCCCGUACCAGGGCAAAAAGCGCUGCUUCGGCGAGUACAAGUGUCCCAAGUGCAAGAGGAAAUGGAUGAGCGGGAACUCCUGGGCCAACAUGGGGCAGGAGUGCAUCAAGUGCCACAUCAACGUGUACCCGCACAAGCAGAGACCCCUGGAGAAGCCCGAUGGCCUGGACGUGUCCGACCAGAGCAAGGAGCACCCACAGCACCUCUGUGAGAAGUGCAAGGUGCUCGGCUACUACUGCCGCCGAGUGCAAUGACCCGGCACCAGCCGCCACGCCACGGCCACCCUCCUGCCAGCCGGAGAAGACGCCACCUCCCCUGUGUUUCUCCAUGUUGCUGCGUGUCCCCACAUGCGUGGGGGUGUCCUCGCAAGCCUACGGGUCUGGGCAGGGGGGUCUUAGGUUCUUGUCUCAUGUGUGUUGACAAACAGUGUUACUGAUGUAGCUGUCCCCGCAGAGGGCCAGGUCUCUGGGACUCUCUACGGGUGGGCCUGGGUCUGUGUGGAGGGGACAGGGGCGAGCAGAGGUCGGUGCACAGGACCCCACAAAGCCCUCGUGUCCCCCGCAGGCUCUCCUCCUCUGAGACUUCCUUUGGGGUGAGCAGCCUUGUAUUGGCCACAAGUGCACUAAAUUUACUGUGAAUCCCAAAGCCUGCAGGGGACUGUCUCCCCAGGACCAGCCAGGCCGCCUUCUCCUACCAGAACCUUCCAGUUUGCCCUGUGUGCAAAGCCUCUCUCAGAAAGCCCCAUUUGUCUGUCCUAAGUCAGCAGUCAUGGCGAGCUGAUGCCUGUUCUAGCAGCUGCGGGGAAGUGGGCAUCUCUGUCCCCUGCCCACCUUGAGCCCCACACCUGAGCAUCUCUGAUGUCACUGGCAUUGCACCUGGGAGUUGCACGUCCCCUGCCCCUGUAGACCCAGAGAUGAGGGACAGGGAGGCACUGAAUGCUGGACAGUGUCCCAAGGUGUGACCUGGGGCACAUUAGGCAAUGCCUCCCCAACUCGCCACCACACGCGUUUCCCAGUUGCUUGGAUUUUGUCAGCCCCAUUCCCUUCUGUCCCCUUCCCUUCCCUCCCACGCUGGGAGCUGACCCCCUGAUUAAAGUUGUGGGGCCCAGCAGGGAAGCCAAUGUGUCAGGAAGAACACAGGCUUGCCGGUCUGGAGACCUAGGUUCAGAUGCUGGCCCUGCCGCUGACGCGCUCCGGAACCUCGGGAAGGACUUCUCAUCUCCAGGCCUCAGUUUCCCCACUAGUUAAGUGAGAGAGUGCCACUAGGGAGCAGAGAGAUCCGUUCCAGUUCUGACGUGCUGGGAUUCAGCCUGGCCGGGUGCCAGCUCCUGGAGCAGAAAGCCUCAUUUGGAGAGUUUCACCAGGUCCCCUGCUUCGCACCGUUGCGCAUCAGUCGGUCACUUAAGAGUUCAAGCUGAGGAUGCCAGUCCUCCCCUGAGGUCCCCUGUGGUCCCAGCCCUACCUGUUGUCCCCCACCUCUGCAAAAAUGAAGGAGAAGGAUCGCCCCUCUUGCUCACACAGGGCAAACCCAAGACAAGCUACAGAAGCCCUCAUUUGUAAAACGAGGAUAAUGAUUUCCUACCUCCCGAGGGAGCAAGGAGGCCUCCUGGCAUGUCACAUUGGUCAGGGAGACACCGUCCUGGCUAGCAGGAGGGAUCGCACUCCCCUCUCCCCUCUCUCCCCUAUGAGAAGCCCCAUUUUUAUUGUCAGAUCUUUCCUUUCUCCCAGGGAGAGAGAGAGAGCCGGCUGUCAGGACCGGGUCACUUAAUUUUGCCCCAACAUGCCUCUGUGGAGAAAAAAAAAAAUCAGACCACAAAAUGGGCCUGAAAUUCAGUGUUUACCACGUCUCAAGGACACCCAACUGGUGCCCAGUUGCCUUUUAUUUUCAAAUGAAAAUGCUUUGUACAACUGAGGAGUUAUGGUGAAGUGUUAGCUAGGGGUCCAGGGAGCGAGACGAAGAGAUGGAGUGAGUGGAUUUGCAGCCAGGGGGCUGCAGGGUAGAUUUCAGGGGGCCAUGCCCUCUGAGCACUUAAAAAAAGUGUAUUUGCUCCAGCCUGGGCCCUAUACCUGCCUCCCUCCUGCCCACAGGGGGCAGAAUGCCUGGCAACCUACUGUGAACACCCUCACCACCCACUGGGAAUGCCACUGAGGACUCCCUCCCAGCUGCUCCCUGCUUUCUCCACGGUGUCAAGGUGAGCUGGAGUCGCCCUGGCCUGAGGCUCUCUGUCCCCUAGGAGAAUCUGUUACUGUCAGUCAUCCUAGCGCACUGCUAAAGAUAAGGUUCGCAGUGGUGGGCAGUGCGCUUGUCUCUGCUGCAAGGACCAGGCCCCAACCCUUGCAGGGUCCUGGCCCCACAGGGAGACCCUGGUCCCAGGACGCCUGCGGCCUGCCAACUGUGCUGCAAUGGUGGGGGAAGCCCACACCCUAAAAAGAACCCAGGCUCCAGACUGCUGGAGGCCAGGGCCUUCUGCAGGCCAACAGGAGAUAGGAUAUCACCCCAAAAUGACCUUUCCAGUGGGCUUGUCCAGCUGGCAGCCAUUGCCCCUGCCAUCUGUGCAGAGCUGGCCACUGCAGGGGCUGGGCCCUCUGCACUGCCCCCUCCUGCACUGUUCCAGCUCAAUUUGGGAGCUCUCUGUGGUCAGCAAAAGCCACUGCUGUCCAGGCUGGGUGCUGUGAGAAUUGAGUGCUCAGAGGGCCUGGGAGCCCCAGGGACAAGAAAGUGUGUGGUUUUCGUAUGUUCAAAAGGGACAAUCGCUUGCAGUUAGUGGAUCUAGGGAUCUAGUUGGGAGAUAAUGAUGUUUACCCCAUAUGAAGUAUUCAAUAGUUCUACUUGUGAAUUUGUAUUUAUUUUGAGUUAUACUUGACACAGAAUUCCUUUUUUUAAAAAAGAAAAAUACUAUGUGUGUAUUUUGAAAAAAAAUCAUAGAUGUUAAAAUUUCUGCAUGGUUACCAAUUUUUCUCACAACACUGAAUUUGUUAUCUUCUCCCGAAAAAUCUUCACAUUGAUUUUUGUCUGUAUAUAUUUGAAGGCCUUUUUUUAAAAAAAGAAAAAGAAAAGAAAAAUAUAAUUGCCCAAUUUUUGAGAUUCAAAAAACAAACAGAGAGGCAUUUUCAAAACGUCAGAACUUUGAGGAGGGCAAUAGAAUAUCAAACGAAGAUUUCUGGAAGUAUUUUGCAAACCUUUUGGUUGAGCUGCAAGAAAAUAUUUAUGGUGAGAACUUUUCUCUUUUUCCUGUUGUUGGUUUUUUUUUUUUUUUUUUUGAUUUUUUACUAUGCUUUGGUCUGUAAAAAGUAUGCAACUGAACUACAAUAAGAAGGAAAUAUUGUCUACAUAGAAUAUUAUAUGAAGUUGGUACAUAAUUCUGAUGAGGAAAAAAAAUCUUUGCAAUUCUUUAAGCCAUAUUGUUAUUCUGUGUUGUUUUCCUUGGAUGAAAAUAUCAGUAUUAAGUAGCCAGCAUAUUAUUCAAGUGUUUAGACUUAUUAAUAUGUUCCUGUCCUGUAUUUAUACAUGUGUGUAUUUUGGGAAGUAUUGCCUUUUUUAAGGGAAACUAUUAUUAGAUUAGUGAAGAAGGGAAUGGUGACCCCUUCGAGCCUCUUCAGCUGAGGAUAACCAGCACAGCAUUGUAAUCCAUUCUCUCGCACCUUCUUAUUAUUAUCUUGUUAUUAUGGUUAUUAAUUUUGUAGGGGGCUGGGGAGUGGAGUGGGCCAGGGGAACAAGGGGCACGUGACUAACCAGCCCCUCCAUGCUCGGCCAGCUCCAAAGACGGCCUCCUUGGCCUGGUGGAGGGCCCCCGAUCAACAGGGCCCAAGGAGGGAAGAGGAAGCAGGAGGCAGACUUCUCCACGCCCCUCUUUGGAGCUCUGCCAUCUGAGCCAUGCCUCUGGGCCCCAUCCUCUUUGAACUUGGAUAUGUCAGCCAGAGACCUUACACCUGCCCUCUGACAUCUAAUAGACUUGAAUCCACUCUAAACAAGUAUUUAAUCCAACAUCACUACAUUGUAGCCCAGCGCAACAACUAACUCUGAAGUCGGGGAGGCAUUCCGGCCUUCAGGGAGGUGGCUGAGCCGUCCCCCGGGGGCUGGUGGCAGCAGGCUCACUGCUUUCUGUUGCCAACCCCUCCAUUCGACAUCCUCCACUCCCGUGUGGUGACCCCGUCCGGGUCUAUCUCUGUUAAUACAUGUGUGUCCAGCUAAAAAGACAAACAGAACCCGUGGGCCCCGCUCGGUGGGCGCGUGGAGAAGGCUCCCGAGCUCCCCGAAGGGCCGUCCUCGGGAUGGCAUUCCGUUGUGUGCCUUAUUCCUGGAGAAUCUGUAUACGGCUUGCCUAUAGAAAUAUAGCCUUUUCAUGCUGUAUUAAAAAAACUUUUAA